AUGGUUCUGUUUCUAAUUCUGUUCGCCUUGUUUGGAGCAUAUUCAAGCAAUGCGUUGCCUGGUGGUAAUAGUAGUACCGACUUCAUCAACACUAAUUACCCAUUGUUCCAAGAUGUCCACCUAAUGACUUUGAUUGGUAUGGGAUUCAUUAUGGUCUUUUUACGACGAUACGGUUUGGCAGCACCUUCUAUCAAUCUUCUAUUGACGGCGCUUGUAAUUCAGUGGGCUCUCAUUAUUCGUGGAUUUCUCUCGCAAGAAUUUGCUGAUACUGGACGUUUUACUAUUUCAAUCACUGACAUGAUAACAGCUGAUUUCUCUGCUAUUACUGUACUCAUUACAAUGGGUGCUGUUUUGGGCAAACUUACUCCAACACAAUAUUUGGUAAUGGCAGCUAUUGAAGUACCAGUAGCUAUUGCUGUUGAACAUUUCGUCCUCAACUAUCUCAAGGCGAUUGAUAUUGGUCGUGCAAUGCUUGUUCACUGUUUUGGAGCCUAUUUUGGCUUAGCUGUGGCAAAAUUGUUCAAUAGAAAGGAAAUGGUGGGACAUCAACAUGAUGGUUCUAGCUAUAAUUCUAGCAUUUUUGCUAUGAUCGGAACACUCUUCCUUUGGGCAUUUUUCCCGUCAUUUAAUUCCGCUCUGGCAGUUCCUGAAGAUUCUCGACAUCGUGCCAUCUUGAAUACGUACUUGGCUCUAUGCUCCUCUACAAUUUGCACAUUCUUACUGAGUCAACUUUUUGAUCGUGAACACAAAUAUCGCUUCUCAAUGAUGCACAUUAUGAACUCAGUGCUUGCUGGUGGCAUUGCAAUUGGUACCGUUGCGAAUAUCAUUUCUGAACCGUUUUACGCUCUUUUAAUCGGUUGCUUGGGUGCUUUGGUUUCAAUUAUUGGCAAUAAUUAUAUUAGGCCAAUUUCUGCUCGAGCACUUAAAAUACAUGAUACACGUGGUGUUGGAGCAUUCCAUGGACUUCCCGGUAUUUUGGCUGGCAUUCUUGGCUUCGUCUUUACGAUUGUGUAUGAACCAGCUCGUUAUGGCACUAAGAAUGCAACUCAGAUUUACUCAGCAAUGGCUAACAAAAAUGGUGAAAAUCGCGAAGUAUUCGUACAGGCUGGUUAUCAACUUGCAGCGCUUGCAACUGUCCUAAUUGUUUCAGUAAUUACUGGCGCAAUCACUGGACUAAUCCUACGUCUAAGUUGCCUAAACCGUAUUCAUGACAAGGAGUAUUAUUCGGACGGUGAAUUUAUUGAACCUCCUGAGGAUUAUGAUUUCACCACCAGAAUAAUUUCUAAAAUUGAUCACAUUGAGUUGACGGAACAUACAGCGCUUACCAGUAAAGAAUCACCUGCUUUGACCUCGGGCAACCCUUGA
This is a messenger RNA of Thelazia callipaeda (thelaziosis nematode), 1365 nucleotides long. The record is from the annotation of a GenBank genome assembly. NCBI's taxonomy places the organism in Eukaryota, Metazoa, Nematoda, Chromadorea, Rhabditida, Thelaziidae.